CCAGAAACCGUGAACAUUGGUUGGGUGUUCGCGAACCAGGAAGAAGUUGGCUGAAGGGUUCGAGUAAAACGACCAUAAACAACCUUUUUCUAACCUGAAAUAUGGCUUGCGGUGCUGGUGUUUUGAAAUUGAUUCAUCGUCCCGCGUUUGCGGUACUUUCCAGGCUUAGUUUAGUGGGAAAAUGCCAGCGUACAGGAGCCUUGACCUCCACUGUGACCUGGAAACAGUUCUCUGAUGACUCCUCGGAACAAAUCAGCAGAUAUCCCAUUCCUUACAAGAAGGAUCUUCCCUAUGACAUUGUAGAACUGAUGGAAGAGGUGGAGACCAAGGGUGGGUUUUUGCCCAAUGUGUUCAAGGUACUCGCUCAUCGGCCUUCAGAGUUUCGAGCAUUUUUCGCCUACUACAACGACCUGAUGAACAAGGAAACAGGCAAAUUGACUAAAGCGGACCGGGAGCUCAUCGUCGUGGCGACCAGCAUCCACAACCGCUGCCUGUACUGCGUGGUCUCACACAGCGCCCUGCACCGCAUCUACUCCAAGAACCCUACGCUAGCUGACCAGGUGAUAGUGAACUACGAGAACGCACAGCUUAGCGCCAGGGAGAGGGCCAUGCUGGACUUUGCCCUGGCCAUAUGCCGCAGCGACACCAUCAAGGACAGCCACUUCCAGGCCCUGGAGGCGCACGGCUUCGACCGCGAGGACGCGUGGGACAUCGCCGCCAUCACCUCCUUCUUCGCCAUGUCCAACCGCCUGGCGCACCUCACCGACAUGCGGCCCAACACCGAGUUCUACAGCCUGGGCCGCGUGCCGCGGGACAAGGGCAAGGCCGGGGGCGAGGGCCGGGGCGAGGGUGACUGAUCUUACCGGUCUGGGAGCCGGGGACCCCCCUCCCGUCCCGUCGUGACCUGAAUACCUUCGCUGCUAUGUCUCUGAGCUCAAAGGUCACCUAGGGGUGUUUUCUGCAACAUGAUCAGUACGUUAAAAAUAACAUUUGAUUUGACUUAUUUUCCGUUUCACACACAAAGCCUGCACAUUCAUUAACUUAAAAUGUAUUAUCAAGUCAUAGAGGGAUUGGGUGUCAUUGACCAAAAAAUUCUUAAAUUCUUCUUACUUUUGUUCUUAAGAAAAGUUCCUUUGAAAAAACCAACGUGUAAUUCAUGAUUAUGUGCACAACUUCAAAUUUUUACAUUUUCCAGGUCUAUAGGAUGAUGAAUGGCAGUUGAUCUUAAAUUGGAUGCAGAUGCCUCUUCAUAUUGAUUAGCAUAAGGAAUUACACUAACAAUCCCAUAACAGGUAUGCUGAAUUCAGGGUUGUGUGCAAACAUCAGCCAUUCAUUGGUUUUUGCAAACAUAUCUAUGUGAUACCUAAGGACAUGCUCUGUCCCAUAGCCACGAUUAGCCAAGUAAUUGAAAAGCAGCGAAUACGCCAUUGCUAAGUGCUGGGUUUGACUGUGCACUUGUGUGUCUUUAUAUAUCAUAAUAUUCUUGCCCUCUUUCUGCUACUCUGUAAAGCGGCUUUGUGACAAUUUUCUGUAUAAUCGCUAUACAAAAAUAAUUGAUAUUAUGAUUAUUCGUCAUCAUCAGUCACUUUUAUCAGUACAAAUUAAUUACGUAUGUUCUCAACAAGGUUGAGAGGGCUGAAAUAAAAAUAAAAAAGUUUUUUGAAAAAACGAAUUAAACCAAAAGAAAUGAAAAUUUAGGCCUAUAAUUGUACUGAUAAAUGUUUUGUUGUUGACAUGAGGAUGACAAUAAAUUGAUUUUGCAUAAAUAAUAAAGAUUUAAAAGAUUUAAAAAAGUUCAGAGUCAUAUGCCUUUACGCGUGUUUCCAACCUAUUUAGAUUUUGAUCGUGCCAAAGAACAAAUUUAGAUAAAAAAAAUUCCAAAAUGUUUGUAGGAUUGAACACAAUGUACAAUCAAAUCUGAUUGUGUGCAUGUUUUGUGAAUGAGAUCCAUCACUUCCUGAGUUCAGCUGUGUUAAAGGAAUCCUGUGAAGCAGGUUUUUUUUUUUUUUUUGUGUGUCAAUGUGGUCAUUGUCGGAAGAGGUUUACCAAGAGCUCUUUGACGUGUGUUCUUGUUUUCGUGUAGGGGGGCUCCCGCGGUGUGCUGCAAUGCGUGUGUAUACCUGGGGGUUUCAACGCAUACCCUAGAUGCUUGCAUGGUUUGGACAAGGGCUAGGUUAUCCAAAUUGGAAAAGUAGUCUGUCUGAAUAGAAAAUGAAGGCUUUAGUUUAACCCAUGCUCUGAAUUGAAACAAAGUAGGGACAUGUCCCUUUUUUUACAAAUACAUGCUGCAUUAGCUUACAGAAGGUGUGCUGUGUAAUGGUGUAAGCCGUUUGUCAAAUUAGUAAUAUAUUUUAUUUACUGAAAAACCUGUCUGGUUGAAUUAAAGGCCUAGAGAAGGCCUUGGCAGAUUACCAGUCAGAGGUUUGGAGUGGCAAAUUUGUGUUAGCUGCUAUAAGGUUACAGUAGUGCUAAAUGAACAGAAGAUAGGGUUUAGCAGUUUUUAUGUAUUUUGAAAAGGGUUGCGGUUGUUUUUCAUUGUUUUGUUGUCACCUUCCUGAAUGAGUAGUGUCUGUACUUUACUGCCAGAACAUUUUUAGUAGGAAAACAUUUAUACUAAUAAUGAUUCAUUUUAACAUAAAAAAUGAAAAGUCAGAAAUCAUCUCUAUCCAUGUGUUCCUUCUGCCUCAAUUCAACUAUAAAUAAUUAUUUUUCCGCAGCAGUUGAGUUACUUUUGUAUUUGUCAUGCUUUUAUUAUUUUUUUUCAAUAGCACAUUUCUGAACAGAUCAGACUGCUAUGCAAUGUAAAUUGUGACAUUCAGGGUGAUAAAAAAAUAAAACUUCUGUAAAAUA
Molecule: messenger RNA, 2850 nt
Organism: Anguilla rostrata (American eel)
Lineage: Eukaryota; Metazoa; Chordata; Actinopteri; Anguilliformes; Anguillidae
Exons: 5
Coding region: 102-857 (251 amino acids)
Molecular function (GO): peroxiredoxin activity
Source: RefSeq, a predicted model, not a curated record